This is a messenger RNA of Ramularia collo-cygni, 1110 nucleotides long. RefSeq lists its product as uncharacterized. Bases 1 to 1110 code for a protein of 369 amino acids. Lineage: Eukaryota; Fungi; Ascomycota; Dothideomycetes; Mycosphaerellales; Mycosphaerellaceae. The record is from RefSeq and is a predicted model, not a curated record. The transcript is spliced from 3 exons.
AUGGCCGGCGGCAGCACAUUCACCUGGUCCCACGCCCUACGUCUCGACUCCACAAAAUCCCCCUUCGACUCCCCCCUCCCCCAAACCCACAAAGCAUUCGCCGACAUCGUCCCCAUAUCCUGGAAACGCUACAACAUCGGCGGCAUCCUGACCACCAUCUACGGAUUAGAAGAACUUCCCCGGCAUGCGGAUGAAAUUGCCUGUUUGUGGUUACUGCACGGAAGAGGCGAUACGCAGGAUAGUAUGGCGUAUACGGCAGCUGCGAUGCUGAAAGUUUGGAAUUCGAAAAGGAAGGCUAGUGAGAAGGGGUUGGUUUGUGUGUGUUUUGAUCAGAGGAAUCAUGGAUCGAGACAGAUAGAGAAUCGGAAUAAUGUUUCUUGGAAACAGGGGAAUCCUACACAUGGACCUGAUAUGUUCAACACCUACGUCGGCACAGCCCAAGAUCUCUCCCUCCUAAUCACCCAACUCCCAAACUACCUCCCCUUCAAACUCCACCAACACAUCUGCGGCGGCGUCAGUCUCGGCGGCCACGCGACCUGGGUAGCCUUAAUGACAGAACCACGCAUCACAGCCGGCAUGAUCGUGAUCGGAUGUCCAGACUACAUCCGCUUGAUGACAGAUCGAGCAAUUCGUUCAAAAGUAAGAUCCACCAUGACCAGUGAACCUCCUGGAAGAGAUUUCCUCGGUUCAGAAGAUUUUCCGCAAAGUCUCAUUGCUGCUGUGGAACAGUAUGAUCCUGCGGGGAUUUUGCUUGGGGAAUUGGAUGUAUAUUCUGUGGGAGAUUAUUUGGAAGUACCUUCUGCUUCGGAAGUCAAGAGGUUGGAACCAAUUAUUGAUUCGACUUUGGCUGGGAAGAAAAUCAUUUGUCUAUCUGGAGGUAAAGAUAAAUUGGUCCCUUACGCACAGGGUGAGGUUUUCCUCUCCUGGUUGAAAAAGUCUAUCGAUGGGAAGAAUGGCUGGUGUAGGAAUAAAGGCAUCGAGCUGGAAGAUAUUCAAGAUUCCGGAGCUGGACAUGAGUUUUCUGCGAAAAUGCGCAGGGAAGCGGAAAGAUGGCUUUGCGAUGUCCUCUCGGGCAAGGAUGCUUCCGUCAGCAGGGAUAGCAAGCUAUGA